Molecule: messenger RNA, 1215 nt
Organism: Sinocyclocheilus rhinocerous
Lineage: Eukaryota; Metazoa; Chordata; Actinopteri; Cypriniformes; Cyprinidae
Gene: nitr12
Product: novel immune-type receptor 12
Exons: 7
Coding region: 4-1215 (403 amino acids)
Biological process (GO): response to bacterium
Source: RefSeq, a predicted model, not a curated record
AAGAUGUUGCCAAAUGCACAGAGGACCUCAACUAUGUUUAAAGUACUUCUGAUAUUUUUUCUACCCUCAAGGACAGGCUUCAUCGCAUCUGCUGCUGUAUUUCAAAAGAAAGUCCUGGAGACCUUCACUGCAGGCGAAACUAUAACUUUAGAGUGCUUGAUAUCUCAAAGCUAUGAAAACUAUUUCUCUUGGUUCAGGCAAUCUCUGGGAGAAGCUCCAAUAUGCAUCCUCAGUCUCUAUGCUGAAACUUCAACACCAACAUUUUAUGGAGACUUCAAGAAUGACAAGAGAUUUACAGUUCUAAAGCAAGGAAGUCUUUUUGCUCUAACCAUAAAAGAUGCAAAGCCAUCGGAUACUGGAAUCUAUUACUGUGGUGCCCGUGACUAUGAUCUUAUAACUUUUAGUAGUGGGCUGUUUUUAAACUACAAAGGGGUGAAUACAAGACAACAUCAUAUUAAGCAGUUUUUGUCUGCAAUGGACUCGGGUACUCUGGUAAAUGAGCAUGAGUUUAACCCAGGAGACUCUGUGAAUCUUCACUGUUCAGUUCUCACUGAGAAAUGUGUAGGACAUCACAGCAUCUACUGGUUUAGACAUGAAUCGGGAGAUACACAUCCAGGAAUCAUUUACAAGCAUGGAAACAUAAAUGAUCAAUGUGAGAAGAGCUCUGAGAAAGAUUCACAUGUACAGUCCUGUAUCUACAAUCUCCCCAAGAAGAACCUCAGUUUAACUGGUGCUGGGACUUACUACUGUGCUGUGGCCAUGUGUGGAGCGAUUCUGUUUGGAAAUGGAAGUAGGCUUGAAAUUGGAGAACCAAUUUCUGAGUUCGUCUGGACUGACUUAAAGGUCCCAGUUUUGGUAGCAACAAAUAUCUUGUGGUUGGUGAUCAUCGCUAUCCUUCUAUGUAAGAGAGUACAAAAACGACAAAAAGCAUUUUCUGACACCCAGCCAUUGCAAACAACACUUUCUUCAUCUCCUGCUAAUGAGGGUGUAGCGGAGGAGUUGAGCUAUGCAGCAGUACAUUUCUCUGGAAGAAACUCAAGCAGACACGAGACUGAAAGAAGCUCAUACUCACAUGUUGUAUAUUCCACUGCUAGAUGCUCUAGUGCAUUUGCUGUGGGCACUUUACUGCAUGUGUCUCAACCAGAGUCAGCAGUGAGAGUUCAGCCUGGACACUCCACAACUCUUCACUGCUUCACCCCAGACGAUGGACACUAA